Ipomoea triloba (trilobed morning glory) is the source of this 6119-nucleotide messenger RNA. Its product is annotated as brefeldin A-inhibited guanine nucleotide-exchange protein 5. The coding region runs from base 293 to 5524 and encodes 1743 amino acids. Gene Ontology annotation, molecular function: guanyl-nucleotide exchange factor activity. NCBI's taxonomy places the organism in Eukaryota, Viridiplantae, Streptophyta, Magnoliopsida, Solanales, Convolvulaceae. The record is from RefSeq and is a predicted model, not a curated record. Gene Ontology annotation, biological process: regulation of ARF protein signal transduction. Gene Ontology annotation, cellular component: trans-Golgi network. The transcript is spliced from 33 exons.
UUGAACCGGAGACGAGCCUAAAAGUCUAAAACCUCAAACUGUAUAGAAUCUAUACUUAGCCAGAUUGGCAGUGCUGCCGAGUCUCACCAGUCACCAGCCAGAUCUCAAAAUCUCUUAACCACCUCGCUCCCUGGAGUGGAGGUAAAAGCAUUUCCAUCUCCCUCCUCGAUCUCUUCUCGUUACAGUCUGUGAAUUUGGAUCCGACCUUGAUCUCAUGUGAUCGGAUUCCGCAGUGUAGAUCUCCGAAGAUAACGAAGCUUGAAGGCUUUCGAAUUGCGUAGUGCAAAGGAAAAUGGCGGGCGGAGCUGCUGGAGGGUUCGUGACUCGAGCUUUCGAGUCCAUGCUCAAGGAGUGUGCCAACAAGAAGUAUCCUGCUCUCCAGACAGCUAUCCAGACGUAUUUAGAUGGUACAAAGGUGUUGAGUCAACAAUCAACACCCAUUGAGAGUAAUGAAGCAGCAUCAACUGACAGUCAGAGUUCUCCUGAAAAAGAUGCAGGAUCUGAAAUGGGUGCCUCUGCAGCUUCACCAAAUGGCAACAUCACUACAGCUUUAGCAGAGGCAGGUCAUACACUAAGUGGAGCUGAGGCAGAGCUUGUUCUCAGUCCUCUUAAACAUGCAUUUGAGACAAAGAAUAUGAAAGUCAUGGAGCUUGCUUUAGAUUGUCUUCAUAAACUCAUUGCAUAUGACCAUUUAGAGGGAGAUAUUGGUUUUGAAGGUGGGAAAAAUGUGCCACUGUUUUCAGACAUCUUGAACAUGGUCUGCAGUUGUGUGGAUAAUUUGUCACCUGAUAGCACUACUCUUCAACUAUUGAAGGUACUUCUUACUGCUGUUGCAUCCACAAAGUUUAGAGUUCAUGGGGAACCACUGCUUGGGGUAAUUCGUGUGUGCUAUAAUAUCGCUCUUAACAGCAAGUCCCCAAUAAAUCAAGCGACAUCGAAAGCCAUGUUAACCCAGAUGCUCAGUACUGUGUUUAGGCGGAUUGAAACUGACCUGAAAGUGGGUGCUUCAGCAGAUUCAUCCAGCUCAAAUGCUGAGGAGGUGCCAUCUGAUGAUCAGAGCCAGAAAGAUUUGGCGUUAGGAGACUCAUCUGGUGCCAGUGUGGAGGAACUACAGAAUCUUGCUGGUGGGGCUGAUAUUAAGGGUUUAGAGGCUGCUCUUGAGAAAGCUGUGCGUCUUGAAGAUGGUGAAAAGGCAACAAGAGGGGUCUCUGACAGUCUGAGUGUUGAGCGACGUGAUGCUUUGCUUCUCUUCCGCACCCUUUGCAAGAUGGGUAUAAAAGAAGACAAUGAUGAAGUUACAACUAAAACACGCAUUUUAUCCCUGGAGCUUUUACAGGGCCUGCUGGAAGGUGUUAGUCAAUCAUUCACAAAAGACAUUCAUUUCAUUGAUUCUGUGAAAGCAUACAUUUCUUAUGUAUUGCUUCGAGCUUCAGUGUCACAUACUCCUGUCAUAUUUCAGUACGCAACCGGAAUUUUCUCUGUACUUAUGUUAAGAUUCAGGGAAAGUCUCAAGGGUGAAAUUGGGGUUUUCUUUCCCUUGAUUGUUUUGCGCCCGUUGGAUGGACCAGACUUGAACCCAAAAUCAAGUGUUCUCAAAAUGCUAGAGAAAAUAUGCAGAGACUCACAGAUGCUUGUUGACCUGUAUGUGAACUAUGAUUGUGAUCUCAAUGCUCCAAACUUGUUUGAGCGCAUGGUGACCACUUUAUCCAAAAUUGCUCAAGGGACUCAAAAUGCAGAUCCAAACUCAGUUGCUAUGUCUCAGAUGGGAUCCAUCAAAGCAUCAUCCCUACAGUGCCUUGUAAAUGUGUUAAAAUCACUUGUUGAUUGGGAGAAAAACCAGAGAGAAGCUGACAGAGUUAAUGAAGGGAAACAGUCUUCUGGAGAAGGUUCAAAUAGAGAACCAAAUGACGUAAGAAGCAGGGAAGAUGUACCCACUGACUUUGAGAAGUUGAAGGCCCACAAAUCUACAAUAGAAGCUGCAAUUUCUGAAUUUAAUAGGCAGCCUGGUAAGGGGAUUGAAUAUUUGAUAUCAAGUGGGUCGGUUGAGAGGUCUCCUGCUUCAGUUGCUCAAUUUCUUCGGAGUACUUCCAACUUGGACAAGGCUAUGAUUGGAGACUACUUGGGUCAGCAUGAGGAAUUCCCACUUGCUGUGAUGCAUGCUUAUGUUGACUCUAUGAAUUUUUCUGGAAUGAAGUUUGAUAUGGCAAUUCGUGAAUUUCUCAGAGGGUUUCGACUUCCUGGGGAAGCUCAGAAGAUAGACCGCAUUAUGGAAAAGUUUGCAGAGCGUUACUGUGCAGACAAUCCUGAUCUGUUCAAGAAUGCAGACACAGCUUAUGUUCUAGCAUAUGCAGUUAUAAUGUUGAAUACUGAUGCUCAUAACCCUAUGGUCUGGCCAAAAAUGUCAAAGGAGGAUUUUAUUCGCAUAAAUGCUAUGAAUGAAGCUGAAGAGAGUGCUCCUACGGAACUCUUGGAGGAGAUUUAUGAUUCUAUUGUUAAAGAAGAGAUAAAAAUGAAAGAUGAUCCACUUGCAAAAAAUAGCAAGCACAAGCCAGAACCUGAGGAGAGCGGUCGACUUGUCAGUAUUCUUAAUCUAGCUCUUCCAAAAAGGAAGUCUUUGACUGAUUCAAAGUCGGAGAGUGAGGCUAUCAUCAAACAGACACAAGCUAUUUUCAGAAAUCAAGGUGGGAAAAGAGGAGUGUUUUAUACUUCACACAAUAUAGAGCUUGUGCGCCCAAUGGUUGAAGCUCUAGGAUGGUCGCUGCUUGCUACUUUUGCAGUUACUAUGGAAGAGGGGGAAAAUAAAUCCAGGGCUGUUCUUUGUAUGGAAGGAUUAAAAGCUGGAAUUCACAUCACACAUGUUCUUGGAAUGGACACCAUGCGCUAUGCAUUUUUGUCUUAUCUGUUUAGAUUUAAUUUGUUACAUGCACCAAAGGACAUGAGAAGUAAAAAUGUGGAAGCAUUGCGGACUCUUCUGGUUUUAUGUGAUUCAGAUCCUGGUGCACUCCAGGAGUCAUGGAAUGCAGUGCUUGAGACUAUUUCCCGGCUUGAAUUUAUUAUAUCUACACCUUUUAUGGCUGCUAGUGUGAUGCAAGGAUCUAACCAGAUAUCUCGAGAUUCUCUUCUUCAGUCACUGAGAGAGUUGGCAGGAAAAUCUGCUGAGAAGGUGUUUGUGAAUAGUGUCAAAUUGCCCAGUGAAUCUGUAGUGGAAUUUUUUACUUCUUUGUGUAAUGUGUCUGCCGAGGAAUUAAGACAGCUUCCACCACGCGUGUUCAGCUUGCAAAAACUUGUGGAGAUCAGUUACUACAACAUGGCUCGUAUAAGAAUGGUUUGGGCAAGAAUAUGGUCUGUGCUAGCUAAUCAUUUCAUUUUUGCUGGGAGUCACCCUGAUGAAAGAGUAGCUAUGUAUGCCAUAGAUUCUCUGCGGCAACUUGGAAUGAAAUAUUUAGAGCGUGCUGAACUUGCCAAUUUCACAUUUCAGAAUGAUAUUUUAAAACCAUUUGUAAUUCUUAUGCGUAACAGCCAAAGUGAAUCCAUAAGGAGGCUUAUUGUCGAUUGCAUAGUACAAAUGAUAAAAUCUAAGGUUGGAAGUAUAAAAUCUGGUUGGCGGAGUGUGUUCAUGAUUUUUACAGCUGCUGCAGAUGAUGAAUCAGUACAAAUUGUUGAAAAUGCCUUUGAAAAUGUAGAACAGGUUAUCCUGGAACAUUUUGAUCAAGUAGUUGGAGAUUGUUUCAUGGAUUGUGUCAAUUGCUUAAUCAGGUUUGCCAAUAAUAAGAGCUCCCACAGAAUCAGUUUGAAGGCUAUUGCACUGCUUCGUAUUUGUGAGGAUCGACUUGCUGAGGGUCUUAUACCAGGUGGCGCUUUGAAACCCAUUGAUGAUAAUGCAGAUACAUCUAGUGAUGUUACUGAGCAUUAUUGGUUCCCCAUGCUGGCUGGUCUCUCAGAUCUAACUUCUGACCCACGUCUAGAAGUUAGAAACUGUGCACUAGAGGUUUUAUUUGAUCUGUUGAAUGAGAGGGGCGGCAAGUUCUCGUCUUCGUUUUGGGAGAGUAUAUUCCACCGUGUGCUCUUUCCCAUUUUUGAUCAUGUUAGACAUGCUGGACAAGAGAAUUUAAAUUCUUCUAGAGAUGAGUGGCUGCGUGAAAGUAGCAUCCAUUCACUCCAGUUGUUGUGUAAUCUGUUCAACACUUUCUACAAGGAUGUUUGUUUUAUGCUGCCUCCACUUCUCAGUUUGUUGUUAGAUUGUGCCAAAAAAACUGAUCAAUCAGUGGUGUCACUCUCUCUGGGAGCAUUAGUGCAUUUGAUUGAAGUUGGUGGACACCAAUUUAGUGACAGUGAUUGGGAUACCUUGUUACAAAGCAUAAGAGAUGCUUCAUAUACAACGCAACCCCUUGAGCUCCUCAACAAUUUAGGUUUUGAAAAUGCGAAGGAUAAUACGCUAGGAGAUUCUAAAGUCUCUCCAGUUCAUAGUCCGACCCAAAUGUUCAAUGGGAGUACACCUGGUACUGUGUCAGAAGGUAUUGGUGCUGAUGGCACUGCAAAGCUUCAUAAUGCAUCAGACAUGCUGGAUGACAAUCAAGGGAUGGUGCGGCCUGUUGAUCAGGAUGGAGCUGAAGGCAUACCUUCACCUUCUGGGAGAGCUAAAGAUUCUGGAGAUCUCCAAAGGAGCCAAACAUUUGGUCAGAAAAUUAUGGGAAAUAUGAUGGAGAAUCGCUUUCUCAGAAGUUUUACAUCCAAACCCAGAAGUCCAACUUUUGAAGUUUUGGCACCUUCGUCUUCACCUAAGAUUUCCCAUGAUGUGGAGCCUGAUGCAAGAGAAGAGGAUGAAAGUUCAAUGUUGGCAACAAUUAGAAGCAAGUGCAUCACUCAGUUGUUGCUUUUAGGUGCUAUUGACAGUAUUCAGAAGAAGUACUGGAACAAGUUGAAGGCUGCACAAAAAAUCAGUAUAAUGGACAUCUUGUUGUCAGUGCUAGAGUUUGCUUCAUCAUAUAAUUCGUACACAAGUCUCCGAUUGCGGAUGCAUCAAAUCCCUGCAGACAGGCCACCAUUAAAUCUACUCCGCCAGGAGUUGGCUGGAACUUCUAUCUACCUUGAUAUCUUACAAAAGACAACUGCUGUAUUUAAUAGUGAAAAUGAUGAACUGGAUGAAAAGAGUAGUUCUCAGAAUGGAAAUCUUGUGGUUAGAACUGAUGCCAAGUUGACAGGAAAAGUUGAAGAAGAUAAACUUCAAGGAUUUGCAGAAGAGAAGCUGGUGUCAUUUUGUGGACAGGUUUUGAGGGAAGCAUCUGACUUCCAGUCCAGCAUGGGGGAAAAUACUAAUAUGGAUGUUCAUCGAGUUCUAGAACUACGGUCUCCCAUCAUUGUUAAGGUGCUGAAGGGCAUGUGCACUAUGAACAGACAAAUAUUCAGGAGUCAUCUACGGGAGUUCUAUCCUUUGAUUACUAAACUUGUAUGCUGUGACCAGAUGGAUGUACGUGGAGCUCUUUCCGAUCUAUUCAUUAACCAGUUGAAUGGGCUGUUAAAGUAACAAUUUUAAUGCCAUAAUGUGUGGGGGGAAGUACAAGAAUCUGUUAAAGAGGUUUCCAAACCAGAAUGUGAGGAAUACAUCGUAAAGCCCUUUCAUCGGAUCAUCCUCAUUCCUCAAUCUGAUUGAUGCCGCCCUUGUGAAGCAACUCUGCAUUUUUGAAUUUCUUUUACCAUAAAUUUUUGCUUUGAUAAACAUUUCAACAUCUCUCCACCGACUGGUACACCUCUGUAGUCUGUAGCAAGUGGAAAUUGGAUUCAUCUUUUGGCCGAGCGCACGUUCUAUAGACUCUCUCUGGCCUGUUUGGUAUCCAGGUGUGGGGAUAGAGUGUAGUUAAUCCCCACCAACCAGGAGGGUGAACCGAACCUAUCAAUUUUUGUGUUAGUUUGAUUCUAAUUUUCAUAUAGGGUAGUUUUGCCCAUGUGUAUGCCAAGGGCAAAAUACUUGUUAUAGAACUGCAAGAAGUGGCUUUGAAGUUGAAUUUAUGAUUCUUGCCGGCAGUAGUAAAUUGAGAUGUAAUUUCCCAUCAACAACCAAACUAAACGAACAAACUCAAUUUUCAUUAAGAAAUUAAACCUGAAAAUGAAUGUCAUACAUA